AUGGAACUGAAACUGGAACUCAGACUGUCUGUUCCGCUCAGACGCCCCAUCAAGCGCCUUUUCUCUCGCUUCAGACUUCCCGGCAUCAAUAGACACAAAAAGUCCAUCCAGCCAAAGCGCUCCAUCGAUUAUCUUCUAGCUCUUCCGGAUGAGCUCAAGUUACAAAUCCUACGCCUGGCUCUACCUAGUGGAAAAAAGAUCGGGAGCCCGUGGGCCUGUCUAACAUACAGGUCAAAUAUGCACGUUGAUUCUGUCUGCUACAAAGACUGCUGGCUGAAUCUUGUGCGUGCACUUCCUGAGAUGGCUGGACUGAUUUACGAAGUCUUCUACGGCCAGAACAUCAUAUGGAUGCCCGAGUUUUGCACAACGCUGGAUCGAUCCUAUCCACCGCGCCCGAUAAAUAUGUUCGUCCGACAUCUUGAAAUUGAACUUGUUCUCGCGGUCAAGAAUCUGGACUAUCUACGUCGGCUGGGCAAUGGUGACCUCGGAUUCCCAGAUCUGCGAUCUAUCUCCAUAACUAUCAAUGGCCACGGUUCGCCGAUGCUGGGAGGCACGGCGAAGGGAAAUGAUAUGCUAGACAUCCUGGACGACGAAGAUGACUUCACUCCCGCAGUGAAGGAAAUGCGACAACACCUCGAAGCCAUAGAACCAAUCAUUUUCCACACAUGCAAAUUAGAGAUUACCUACAAGCAUGCUUGGUUUAUUGUCAAACUGCCAGGAGUACCACAUUUUCAGAUUUCUGAUCCUAUGGAGGAUCUGCUCCUGCAAAAGAUCACCAUAGCUGAAGCGGCGGGUAACAACGUAAUUUCGUAUCGAUAUCAUGGAUCCACACUCUCAACUGAACCAGACAGGGAAUACGUGGCUGCGUGGCCAGCAAGAGACAUGUUUUUCAGGCCCGGCGCACGCUAUAAGUUCAACUUAAAGCGCACUUCAGUCAAGCUUAUAACCAAGUAA
Molecule: messenger RNA, 954 nt
Organism: Alternaria conjuncta
Lineage: Eukaryota; Fungi; Ascomycota; Dothideomycetes; Pleosporales; Pleosporaceae
Exons: 1
Coding region: 1-954 (317 amino acids)
Source: RefSeq, a predicted model, not a curated record